Messenger RNA from Rhododendron vialii, 1568 nucleotides. RefSeq lists its product as uncharacterized. The coding region runs from base 250 to 1293 and encodes 347 amino acids. Lineage: Eukaryota; Viridiplantae; Streptophyta; Magnoliopsida; Ericales; Ericaceae. Gene Ontology annotation, cellular component: nucleus. The record is from RefSeq and is a predicted model, not a curated record. The transcript is spliced from 5 exons. Gene Ontology annotation, biological process: regulation of DNA-templated transcription.
CCGCUCCCAAACCCGGAUAAUGGGACUGUAAAACCCAAUUCCCCGACUCCCACUUACCCAAAAAAUUCCAAUCGACUGUCCAAUUCUUGUCCCGCCAUUCCAUUGCCACACCCCAAAAGAAUCCCGCCAAUUCCCCCUAACUUUUCGUUUCUCGAAACCACCACUACUUAUAGUACAGUACUUGCUUCAGUUCAUAGUCGAUCAGUACUUUACUUCGUCACCUUAUUUUAGAGAGAGAGAGAGAGGAGAAUGGGGGAGAAGAGGAUAAGGGGUCAGCCCCAAAAAGAAGAAGAAGAAGAAGAGUUGGUGGUGGAAAAUGAGGGGAAGAAGAAGAAAAGUGAAGCAGUUUCAGGGUACGAGCAGUUCAGAGACCAGAGAAUCAAAGAGAACAUGGAGAGGUUGCAGAAACUGGGGAUUUUGGACCUUUCUCGCAAUCUCAAGCCAGAACCCAAAAAGCGUCUCAAGAAAGACCCUUCUCAGAAAAAGCCUUCUUCAACCUCUUCUGAUCCCCCCAGGCGCUCCUCUCGGUUGCAGACUGUGGAGCGGGUUGUUUAUGUGGAAAAACGUACUCCGAAGAAGAAGGCAAGGGAGAGCGAGGAGAUAGAGAUUCAUAUAGAAGAAGGAUCAAAGCCUGAGAUUUACACAGAAGAGGAUAUGAAGCUUUUGGGUGAUUCCAAGACUGCAUGGACUCUGAUGGUGGAUGGAUAUGGAGAAGAUGGGGAGCGCAUAUAUGAUCCUUUUUACGGGAAAUCUUGCCAUCAAUGCAGGCAGAAAACUCUUGGUCAUCGCACCAGCUGCAGUACAUGCACAUCAGUUCAAGGGCAGUUUUGUGGCGAUUGCUUAUACACCAGAUAUGGGGAAAAUAUUUUGGAAGCAAACCAAAAUCCAAGUUGGAUUUGCCCUGUAUGUCGAGGAAUUUGUAACUGCAGCCGUUGUAGACGGGCAAAAGGAUGGGCACCUACUUCUUCUCUCUACAAAAAGGUCACAAAAAUUGGCUUCAAGUCUGUGGCACAUUAUCUCAUUCAAACUCGUCAGUUUCGGCCAAAGCAGGAAGAACCUUCUGCUGAAGGUUCCAUUCCUGGGGAUAAAUCACCCUCUUUCGACAUAGAAGCAAAGUCGCCAUUGCACGCUGAGGCUCUUGACUUGCCUAGCAGUCCCGAGGAAAUCCCAGACCCGAAAUCUGAGGAGGGCAACAAUGUCAAAGAGGACUACAGCGAUGAUGAGUAUCAAGAGGAGAGUGACAAACACGAUAGCAGUGAUGAGGAGAGUGACCACGAGAGUGGAGAUGAUUGACUUGGCGAAUUAGAGGUUUUGAAGACGUGCAUCUUUUUUGGCUAGAAAGAAUUGCUAAUAGCUGCUGUGUGUAUGCAGAAGCAACCGGCUUAGAGUAAUAUUUUUGUAACGGUAUGAACUAUUUCUGGAUUCAUAGCAGGAUAGCAUACUAUUGCAUGGUGAAAAAAAUCUUGUAUGAUUAUUUUGCUUCACCGAAACCUGCCUCGGGUAAAGUUAGAAAUAUGGUCAAUGUAAUCAAAUGAUCUUCAUUUGUGCUAGUUCCGAGCCUUUACAUU